CGUGACGAGAUGUGUGUGUGCUGGCACAGACAGUUUUUUUUGUAAAAAAAAUUAUGCCGAAGUGCCUAAUGACCGAGUGCGUUUUUCUUUGACAUAUUUUAGUGUAAUUUUUAUUUGUGAUAGAACAUAUGUGUUACGUUUCGAACUGGUUUAGGUGUUGUUAAGAAAUCUCUAUUUUUAAUUAAUUUUAACAACAAAUAAAAUAACAAAACGAAAAAAAAAACUUGCUUCUCAAAACGUCAGUCGAUUAACCCUAGAACGCGCACGGCUCGGUCGUGGAGCGUGAUACAUCACGGGGACAGUGACCAUCAUCAGUGAUGGUGAUGGCCAGCGGCGGUGGCGGGCUGGUGCAGUCCCCGCCAGACAUGUUGCACCAUCACACCAUCAUGGACACGUCGUCUCACGUCGAAAUGAUGCCCAAGAAACUCCGCCUGUCCCUCUGCGUGGGAUGCGGCGGCCAAAUCCACGACCAGUACAUACUGCGCGUGGCGCCCGACUUGGAAUGGCACGCCGCGUGCCUCAAGUGCCAGGAAUGCCGGCAGUUCCUAGACGAAUCUUGCACGUGCUUCGUGCGAGACGGAAAGACGUAUUGCAAACGAGAUUACACUAGGUUAUUCGGUACGAAAUGCGACAAGUGCGGCGCAUCAUUUAGUAAAAACGAUUUCGUGAUGCGAGCGAAGACGAAGAUAUAUCACAUCGACUGUUUCAGAUGUUGCGCGUGCGCAAGACAACUAAUACCAGGCGAUGAGUUCGCGUUACGAGAAGGCGGUGCUUUAUAUUGUAGGGAAGAUCACGAUGUCUUAGAGAAAAGUGCAAACACGAGCAGCAACAGCGGUAACGCGGAAAGCAACAACAAUACAACACUUAGCAACAAUAAUUCACACCAUCCCCAUGAGCUGGGCUCUAUGUCAGAUUCGGGCAGUGAAUCAGGUUCUCAUAAGAGUGGUCGGGCGCGACCAGGAGCUGCCGCUGACGGAAAACCGACUCGAGUACGCACCGUACUAAACGAAAAACAGUUACACACACUUAGAACUUGUUACGCUGCGAAUCCGAGACCCGAUGCUUUAAUGAAGGAACAGCUGGUCGAAAUGACUGGUCUCAGUCCGAGGGUCAUCAGGGUGUGGUUCCAGAACAAACGAUGCAAAGAUAAGAAGAAGACGAUACAAUUGAAAAUGCAAAUGCAACAAGAGAAGGAAGGCCGCCGCCUGGGCUACAUGUCCAUGGGUGUGCCGCUAGUGGCGGGGUCGCCGGUGCGGCACGAGGCGGGCUCGCUGGCGCUGGAGGUGACGGCGUACCAGCCCCCGUGGAAGGCGCUGUCCGACUUCGCGCUGCACGCCGACCUCGACCGCGCGCCGCAGCACAGCGCCGCCUUCCAGCAGCUCGUCAACCAGAUGCACGGUUACGACAUACCCUCACUCCCGCCUCCACGGCCUGCUCACGGCGGGGAAGACAACUACGUCACUUACCUGGAAAGUGACGACAGCCUACCACCAUCUCCCUAGUGCCGUCUCUCCUAACCCCCUUCUAUGGAGGGAGACAGAUAAAGACAUUUCUAAAUUGGACAUCAAGCGAAUACGCAGCCUCGACGCGGUAGCCGCGAACGAUAUAGUGCUGUCUAAGAUUCUCGAGUAGAGAAGGAUAGAUAUAGACUUUUCUUACUGUCAAAAUAAAUUAGCAACAAUUCUCGACAUAUUAUUAUAAUAUUAAAAAAAAGUGAUAUGUGAUUUAAUUAAAUCCCUCGAUAUCGCCUUACGUUAAACUUAUAAGUAUUUCUGAAGUACUUCAUUAUCAAGUAUUAUUGAAAAGCCUGAAAGAUUUUUUUAUAUUUAAGUAAUCGAAGUCACAUUUUUAAAUAAGAUCACAUUUUUGAAAAGUAAAAACCGUAAUCAUUUCGUGACAUACAUAUAAUAUAUCAACACCCCAUGUGUGUUACUUUAUUCGUAAAUAAGGGUUUUUGCUAUUUAAAAACUGAGUUUAAAAUUGUGAUGUUACAUGGGUCAGUGCAAAAUAUUGUAAUAUAUAGUAUAAGUGGACUUGCCAGGUUUAUUCUGUAAUAUUGAUUGUAGUUUGAAAGCAAACAUCACGGUUAUAACGUUAAUUUCUUGUCAAAAUCUUAAUUUGUACAAAAUAAGAUUUUCACUUUGAUCUUUGUAAACGACUUGUUUACAAAUUCUAAGCUAUUUUUAAGUUACAUUUUCAAUUUAAAUGCUUAUGGAUCGUACUUAAAUCAUAUUUUACUUAGCAUUAUUUACUGUUAACAAUUAUGUGAUGUUUACCACUAGUUUUAUAAUAACUUAAAUGUAUUUACUUUUUAUUUAAUAUCACCUUUUAUUCACUGUGAAGAUCUGUUAGUAUUGUAUAUAAAUUUUGUGUAAAUAAAGUGUAUAAAACUUAGAUAUAAUAUACAUUUACCUGCGAACUAUUGAAUAAGCGUAUUUUAAAUAGAAUAAGUACUUAUUGCUAA
This is a messenger RNA of Vanessa atalanta (red admiral), 2464 nucleotides long. RefSeq names its product insulin gene enhancer protein ISL-1 (gene tup). Gene Ontology annotation, biological process: neuron fate specification; axonogenesis; positive regulation of transcription by RNA polymerase II. Lineage: Eukaryota; Metazoa; Arthropoda; Insecta; Lepidoptera; Nymphalidae. Bases 318 to 1502 code for a protein of 394 amino acids. The record is from RefSeq and is a predicted model, not a curated record. Gene Ontology annotation, cellular component: nucleus. Gene Ontology annotation, molecular function: cis-regulatory region sequence-specific DNA binding; DNA-binding transcription factor activity, RNA polymerase II-specific. The transcript has 9 exons.